GCUUCCUAUAAAUACAUCUGUGGCCAGAAGAGAGCUAGGGUUUGUGGGGGUCUUUGCUUGCGGCUCUCUCUUCAUUUUUUGCUAAAAAGCCAGCACACGUUUGUUAGCUGUUUCAGCUGUCUCUAUAAGCCGCCAAGAUGGUGAAGUUUACAGCUGAAGAGCUCCGUAGGAUUAUGGACCUGAAACAUAACAUUCGUAACAUGUCCGUCAUUGCGCAUGUGGACCAUGGAAAGUCAACUCUCACUGAUUCUCUUGUGGCUGCUGCUGGAAUCAUUGCACAGGAAGCUGCUGGAGAUGUUAGAAUGACUGAUACUCGUGCUGAUGAGGCUGAGCGUGGCAUCACAAUCAAAUCUACAGGGAUUUCUCUCUACUACGAGAUGUCUGGUGAAUCCCUGAAAGCCUACAAGGGUGAGAGGUCAGGAAAUGAGUAUCUUAUCAACCUUAUCGAUUCACCUGGGCACGUUGACUUUUCAUCUGAGGUCACUGCUGCUCUGCGUAUUACUGAUGGCGCCUUAGUCGUCGUUGACUGCAUUGAGGGUGUAUGUGUUCAGACUGAAACUGUUCUCCGACAGGCCUUGGGAGAAAGAAUCAGGCCUGUCUUGACUGUUAACAAGAUGGACCGUUGCUUCUUAGAGCUUCAAGUUGAUGGUGAAGAGGCCUACCAGACCUUUCAGCGUGUCAUUGAGAAUGCGAAUGUCAUCAUGGCUACUUAUGAGGAUGCGCUUCUUGGUGAUGUCCAAGUCUACCCUGAGAAAGGUACAGUUGCUUUCUCAGCAGGAUUGCAUGGUUGGGCUUUCACCUUGACCAACUUCGCUAAAAUGUAUGCUUCGAAAUUUGGAGUUGAUGAGUCUAAGAUGAUGGAGAGGCUCUGGGGUGAGAACUAUUUUGACCCAGCUACCAAGAAAUGGACCAGCAAGAACACUGGCACUGCUACCUGCAAGCGUGGUUUUGUUCAGUUCUGUUACGAACCCAUCAAGCAGAUCAUCAACACUUGCAUGAACGACCAGAAGGACAAACUGUGGCCUAUGUUGACUAAGCUUGGUGUGACCAUGAAGUCAGAUGAGAAGGAGCUGAUGGGUAAAGCUCUGAUGAAGAGGGUGAUGCAGACCUGGCUGCCAGCUAGCAGUGCUCUACUUGAAAUGAUGAUAUUCCAUCUCCCAUCUCCUGCCACUGCCCAGAGAUAUCGUGUGGAGAAUCUGUAUGAGGGUCCCCUUGAUGAUAUAUAUGCAAAUGCCAUCAGAAACUGUGACCCAGAGGGCCCUCUCAUGCUUUAUGUCUCUAAGAUGAUUCCGGCUUCUGAUAAAGGUCGAUUCUUUGCGUUUGGACGAGUCUUUUCAGGAAAAGUUUCUACUGGCUUGAAGGUCCGUAUCAUGGGACCCAAUUUCGUUCCUGGACAGAAGAAAGAUUUGUAUGUAAAGAGCGUCCAAAGAACAGUUAUCUGGAUGGGCAAGAAACAGGAGUCUGUGGAGGAUGUUCCUUGUGGAAACACUGUAGCUAUGGUUGGAUUGGACCAGUUUAUCACCAAGAAUGCAACUCUCACAAAUGAGAAAGAAGUGGAUGCUCACCCAAUCAGAGCCAUGAAGUUCUCAGUCUCGCCUGUCGUCCGUGUUGCAGUACAGUGUAAGGUUGCCUCUGACCUUCCCAAGCUUGUGGAAGGUUUGAAAAGGUUGGCAAAAUCAGAUCCUAUGGUUGUGUGUACAAUUGAGGAGUCUGGUGAACAUAUCAUUGCUGGUGCUGGCGAGCUCCACCUUGAGAUUUGCUUGAAAGAUUUGCAGGAGGAUUUCAUGGGAGGGGCAGAAAUCAAUGUGUCAGACCCUGUUGUUUCCUUCCGUGAAACAGUUCUUGAAAAGUCAUGCCGUACUGUGAUGAGCAAGUCGCCAAACAAACACAACCGUCUCUACAUGGAAGCUCGUCCUCUUGAAGAAGGCCUUCCUGAGGCCAUUGACGACGGACGCAUUGGUCCUCGUGAUGAUCCAAAGGUGCGCUCAAAGAUUCUUGCAGAAGAGUUUGGAUGGGACAAGGAUCUCGCCAAGAAAAUCUGGUGCUUUGGUCCUGAGACCACUGGUCCGAACAUGGUUGUAGACAUGUGUAAGGGAGUACAAUACCUUAAUGAAAUCAAGGAUUCAGUGGUUGCAGGUUUCCAGUGGGCAUCAAAAGAAGGUGCUUUGGCUGAAGAGAACAUGCGUGGUAUUUGCUUUGAGGUGUGCGAUGUUGUUCUUCACGCUGAUGCUAUUCACAGAGGUGGUGGCCAGGUCAUCCCAACAGCAAGAAGGGUCAUCUAUGCCUCUCAAUUGACAGCCAAGCCUAGGCUUCUUGAGCCAGUGUACCUUGUUGAGAUUCAGGCUCCUGAGCAGGCUUUGGGAGGUAUCUAUGGUGUUCUUAACCAAAAGCGUGGACAUGUGUUUGAAGAGAUGCAGAGGCCUGGUACUCCACUCUACAACAUCAAGGCUUAUCUCCCGGUUGUUGAGUCCUUUGGGUUCUCAAGUACUCUGAGGGCCGCGACAUCUGGACAGGCUUUCCCUCAGUGUGUGUUUGAUCACUGGGACAUGAUGGGCUCUGACCCAAUGGAUGCCACUUCUCAAGCUGGGCAGCUCGUGGCCAGCAUUCGUAAGAGAAAGGGUUUGAAGGAGCAGAUGACUCCUCUUUCAGACUUCGAAGACAAGCUUUAAGGUGAGCGCUUAUUGUAGUAUUGGUCGUGAAGCUGUUACCUAGAAUUGAGGGCUUUGAGGCUAGUGUUGUAAUACGCAUUAGUCUCCUGUUAGUUUUGAUACAUUUGAAUGUUUGAGAUUUGCAGAAAGUUCCUCUGCAUUUGGUUUCUUGUUUGUGGUUGUAGUGCUCGGACAUAUUGUUCUUAUGCCAUCAUUAUGUAAUUGAAGUUUUUUUGUCAACUUAUAUUUUGUAGGUUAAAAGCUUUUAUUGGUUUUAUUA
Molecule: messenger RNA, 2928 nt
Organism: Asparagus officinalis (garden asparagus)
Lineage: Eukaryota; Viridiplantae; Streptophyta; Magnoliopsida; Asparagales; Asparagaceae
Product: elongation factor 2
Exons: 3
Coding region: 138-2669 (843 amino acids)
Biological process (GO): translational elongation
Cellular component (GO): ribonucleoprotein complex; cytosol
Molecular function (GO): ribosome binding; translation elongation factor activity; GTP binding
Source: RefSeq, a predicted model, not a curated record